CAUGAGUUUGGCAGUCGUAAGAGUAAAGCAUCGAUCAAUGAGGACGGGUUUUAGCAUAUAAUUACGGAAACCGGAAAGAAGUACCGGAAAGGGUUUGAGCCGACGACGGCGAGCCGAAAAGAUUGAGUAUUUGAGUCGCAGCCGAUCAGCUGUAGACUUUGUCAACGGCUAAUAUGUAACCCCUUAGGGCGCACCACGUUAUAGAAGACGACGAUAAUGGUGACUCCGUACGGAAUCAAGUUCGCGGUCCACAUAGUUACUUCACAUUUCGGCAACCUAGUCGCUAAAGUGUGUGAAAAUCUUCUAAAAAGAGGACCCCUAACACUCCAACAACUAGUUCGUUUCACGGAGCUCACUUCUGUGCAAGUUAAGAACUCCCUCCUCAUCCUUAUCCAGCACAAUUGCGUUCAAGCUUUCUCUGCUGAGCAACCCGAUGAUAUUGUAAACGGGCAAAUACAGACCCAAUACUUGGCAUUGUUCGAUAACAUACUCCAUCGCUUGAGGUUUCCCAAAUUCUUGGAGAUGGUAUCCCAGGAGCUGGAUAAAGAUUGCGAACAACUUCUUGAGGGUUUGCUUCAGCAUGGUAGGCUUACUCAGGAACAAAUGUAUGAAAGAGCCAAGUCAUUUAAAAGUGGAGUUCAGAAUGAUGCGCGGGAAAGUUUUCAGAAACUUGUGACUGCACGGUUUAUUGAACAAUGCCCAGCCCCUGAACCAUUUGUUGCCGAACCAUCUCCAGAUGAAACACCUGCAAAGAAGCGAGGUGCUAAAUCUGCUAAGGUGGUUGAAGUACGAAAGACAUUAGAGCAAUGUGUCUUAGAAGCAGCAGCGCCUAUGGAAGCUUUGAGGUUUUCAAUUAUGACAAAUCUUGAGGCUGAAAAUGACACUGAAAUGAGCAAGGAUAGUUCUCCAAUCAUGCAUGCUGGAGAGAAGCGCAAAAGUGAUACGUUGGAGUUGGAUGGGGAAUUUGCGUCUGACAACAAGGAAGUAACUCUUUGGCGUGCGAAUUUUGAGGAAUUCAUUCGUUGCCUGAGGCAUAAGGCUUGUGUGGAAAAUGUGAGAGCACGACUGGAUGAUGGAGCUGCAAUUGUCUUAAGGGCAUUGUUAAAAGCAACUAGAGCUGCAGAGAAUAAAGUGAAAAUGGAAAAUUCAGCUUCCCUGUCACUUAAUUCCAUUUUUGAGGAGGUGAUGAAGAGUGAAGCCGGUCGGAGCAUGACGUUGGAUCGUGUUAGAGCUUCCCUUGUCCAAUUGGGUUGUCCAUCCUCCAUGGCGAUAGAUGAGUUAUAUAGUGUUGAUUUGAAGAACAAUAUCGAACUUGCCCGGAAUGAUGAGGUGGAAUCAAUUGUGUUGAAAAGACAUGGGAAGGAUGCUUACAGAAUGUUUAGGCUACUGUCAAAGGCUGGCCGCCUACUUGAGACUGAUAAAAUUUCAGAUAUGACAUUGGUUGAAAAGAAGGAUACUCCCAAGAUUCUAUACAAGCUAUGGCAGGAUGACUACUUGUAUAUGGAGAAAGUAACAGUAACAGUGCCUAGGCAAUUGAAUUUCUUGUUGUGGAAAGUGAAUAAGACAAUUCUAUAUGAACGUGUUUUAGAUGAGAUGUACCAUGCUGCCUUGAAUUUGAGCCUACGAACAGCUUAUGAGAUGGAUCAACAAAAAGAGGUAUUGGCCGUUCCACUGGCAAAACGUACGGGGCCAUUGGAGAAACAAUGUGAACGGAUAAAGAAAGUGAAGAUAUACCUAGAAUCAUCUCUUAUGAAACUUGAUGAUGCUAUUAUGCUCUUCCAUGAUUUUUGAUUUUUCUUUUUCUUUUUUCUUUUUUUUUCUCUUUUUUUUUUUUUAUUAUGUGCAUUCUGUAGAUUACUCAAUUUAUUUAAUUUGAAGAUGUCGCAACUCUUUGAGCUA
Molecule: messenger RNA, 1899 nt
Organism: Ziziphus jujuba (common jujube)
Lineage: Eukaryota; Viridiplantae; Streptophyta; Magnoliopsida; Rosales; Rhamnaceae
Exons: 14
Coding region: 217-1791 (524 amino acids)
Biological process (GO): DNA-templated transcription
Cellular component (GO): RNA polymerase III complex
Molecular function (GO): single-stranded DNA binding
Source: RefSeq, a predicted model, not a curated record